AGCACCAACUAAUGUUGCACACGUGACGGAGGAAGCGUGCCUAUCAAGUGUAGCAGUUGAGGCUGACAUGUAACCUCUCCGACUCCUUGAUGCUGUGUCAGGCUCAGCUUGCGUUUAAAUAUGCUGGUAGAUGAAAAUAAAGUGUUUUUGUGUCGGGUUAUUGAAGCCGUAGCAGGAACCCCAGACUAAUACUUGGGAACGUUGCUCAAUCUGUAGAGCCCCUGCAGAAGAAUGGCUAAAGGACCACAAGAAGGCCGGGCGAAAACAUUUGUGCUGGCCGGAUCGAAUGGUCACAAUGUCCAUCAGUGGCAGGCUUUCGUGAACGAGAGGCAGAAUCCCCCUGUCGCCGCCGACCACACGUCGAGGAUGGCCCGUGUCGCCUCACACGUCAGACAGAAGUGUGCAGCUUAUGUGCUAGCUCUGAGACCGUGGAGCUUUAGCGCCUCGCUCAUACCCGUGGCCCUCGGCAGCGCCUUGGCCUACAAACUGGAGGGCUCCGUGGACCUGCUCGUCCUGAUGGUGUGUGCUGUGGCUGUCCUCGUUGUCCACGGGGCAGGGAACCUCGUAAACACCUACUAUGACUUCUCUAAGGGAAUUGAUCACAAGAAAAGUGACGACAGGACUCUGGUGGAUGAAAUUCUGGCGCCGCAGGAUGUUGUCAUGUUUGGUGCUUUGCUGUAUUCUUUGGGAUGCUUGUGUGCCACGCUGCUCUACUUCCUGUCUACACUAAAGCUGGAGCAUCUCGCUCUUAUUUACUUUGGGGGACUCUCCAGUUCUUUUUUAUAUACUGGAGGCAUUGGCCUUAAGUAUGUGGCCCUGGGCGACAUCGUAAUCCUCAUUACCUUCGGCCCUUUGGCUGUCAUGUUUGCCCACGCCGUGCAGGUUGGUUACCUGUCGGUGCUGCCGCUGGUGUACGCCGUCCCGUUGGCCCUCAACACAGAAGCCAUUCUCCACAGCAACAACACCAGAGACAUGGACUCUGACAAGCAAGCAGGAAUUGUCACUCUGGCCAUCCUCAUAGGCCCCACACUCUCUUACGUCCUAUACAACCUGCUGCUCUUUGUCCCGUACGUGCUCUUUUGCAUCCUCGCCACCCGUUACACCAUCAGCAUGGCCCUGCCUCUGCUCACGCUGCCAAUAGCCUUUCCUCUGGAGAAACAGUUCAGGAGUCGAUGCUAUGCCAAGAUCCCCCAAAAAACUGCCAAGCUCAACCUCCUCAUGGGGCUUUUCUACGUUUUUGGGAUCAUUUUGGCACCUCCUGGCAGCCUGCCAUUAUUGUAAAUGAUUAUAUUUAACAUUUCAUACAAACUCCUUUCUACUUGUACACAUCUGUCUGAGGGCUUUGCUGCUUUAAUUUAUUGUUUUAAUUUAUGAGCUGAACAGAUUUAGUUUGUCGAUCUUCUGCGACAGAACGAGGCAGGGUUCCUGCAGUAUUAAGUCAUCUACCAUGUGUUUGAAGUAAAUUAAAAGUACGCCAUUUUAAAGGGGUUCUCAAUAUUGAAGGGUAGAUAGAAUCUGCAGUUGCCAGAUUUGUAGUUUUAAUAAAUACAGAGCAUUGAUUAAAGAAAGCUCAUGAACCUUGAUCUUUAUUUCAGUUUUUUUCUUUGUAUCAUAUGUUUGAGUGACUUGGUUAUUAUUUUACUCUGGAAAACCAAAUAGUGUUUUAUUGGAUCGUAAUAAAACUCACCAAUGUUGGUUUACCAUGUUUUAUUUUUGGUCCAAGUAGAAAAUGCUAAAACACUCAAAAGACAAAUAUUUUUUUAAGCACUUAAAGUUUUUGCGGGAAUAGUUGGAGCAGCAAGAAUUUCUUUUUUUUUUAAAUAUAUUAUUAGCAACCUUUUGUGGAGGUUUGUUUGGAUAACCACACUAGUAGCUGCUUCCAUUUUGCCAACAUGUUACUUUCAGAGUUUAUUUUAUUGACCAGCUGUAUAUUCUGACUCAAUGAUGGAAAAAAAGUCUGGCAAGCUAAUGUUUCCGACUUCCACAUCAGGGAUCACACUGGAGUAACAAUGUUCAGAGGGAAACCGCUGGAGCAUGCCGUCACAAAUGACCUGAUAUCUGAUGCAGAAAUUGUUUCUUAUUGAUUUCAUAUGUAUUAGUUAUGCUGAAAGUCACUCUUAUAAUGUUGGGAGGAUGUAAUUUUUUGUGUGUGCAAAUAAAUGCUAAUUUACCAAGAAAGGAA
Molecule: messenger RNA, 2182 nt
Organism: Nothobranchius furzeri (turquoise killifish)
Lineage: Eukaryota; Metazoa; Chordata; Actinopteri; Cyprinodontiformes; Nothobranchiidae
Gene: ubiad1
Product: UbiA prenyltransferase domain containing 1
Biological process (GO): menaquinone biosynthetic process; vitamin K biosynthetic process
Cellular component (GO): Golgi membrane; endoplasmic reticulum
Molecular function (GO): prenyltransferase activity
Source: RefSeq, a predicted model, not a curated record